AUUAGUCACAUUUCAUUACAUGAAUUCGGACAUUCGCUGUUUUUGUCUUUUGUAGUCAUUAAAUAAUUAUUUUAAUAUUUAUUAUAAAACUAGCGCGCUGUAUGAUAUGAUAAUGAUGUGUUUGUCCAUUUUCCAAUGAUUCUGACCCAAUUUCCUUCCAUUUAACUGUCUUUUUAUGCAAGAAAAACGAAUUUCAAAUUUAUAAGUCAGGGCCAGGGUGUUGUUUUUCUCUAAUGUUACCAGGAUGACUUUACCGCUUUACCUCUUCCUAGGUUAAGACUAUAUUUUUUUGAUGAGCCAAGGCUAUAACUAUAAAUAUGCUAGUGAGCCCAGCAAUAUUUAUUCUGUUUUUGGAUCUUAUUUAUUUGAAUCAUAAGCCAAGGCCAAGUUGUUUGAUUCCAUACAAAAAAAAAUUAAUAGGAUAAUAUUUUGCCAGAAAACUAUGAGUACAAGUUAUGUGAAUACUUGCAACUUGACAGAGAGGACAAAUUUUUAGUGACACUUCGCAUGACUCUUUCCACCAAAGAAGAGGCCUUAGAAUGGAAACGUAACUUUGAAGAGAGAUCUUUGACAACACAUGUUAAAGACAAGACUUAUCCCAAUGUUGAGAGAGUCAGUGUUUUCAAGGCUCAGUACAGGUGUCAGUUUUUUGACAGAAGAAAGAAUAAGAAAAAACUACCAGAGAAGUCAAAAUUUCGGGACUGUCACAGUAUUCUUUUUAUCAAUAUAAAGAAAUAUUUCAGAAAAACAGUGGACCACCAUAUGCCCAAAUACAAAAUGGUAGUUCGUCUUCACUAUGCACAUGACCACCCACUUGACACAGCUGAUGUGCUGAAAAAGCGGCACCUAAAUGAGGACAUUAAGCGGCGCUUCCUGGAAAUGUUUCGACAGGGCAUGAAACCCAAAGACGCUCUUGACAGACAUAAGAAAGAGCUUCUACAGAGCCUGGGUCCAGAGAAGUACAGACAGGUCGUAUGUGAUGGCUAUUAUGUGCCAAAUGUUCCAAAAAUUUACAGGUUGUAUUAUCAAAUACAUGGUAAAGGUGUAUCGGCUAAAACUACAACAAAGAGAUCCUCUCGACACAAUCCUAACCCUGACUGGAUAGCUUUUCAGAGUUGUCAGGACGCUACUAAUGAUGAAGGAGGAAACCAUUCUGACUACAAUGAAGAAGAGACUAUAGACCAAGACCAGGGAAAUAACUCAAGUCUUCCUUGCCAAGGAAUGGUUGUGAACCUACAUUGCAGUGUUGUUUCUGACAGCUCUCUUCAAAAUAACAUACUGGAACAUAACAUCAACACUGCGGAGAUGCUAGACCCUAAAGCUCUGACAGAGCAGAUGGGCCAGCCUCAUGUUGUCCUGAAUCACAAUGAUGAGAUCCAGAAACUGGCAGAGGCAGACAUAACUUAUCCCAACAUCACUGCUCACAAUUCUGUCUACAACGAUCUCAGAAGCCAACAGAGUCUGUCAAUGGCCACAUCUCUUUUCUCAGAUUCCCAUCUGGGAAUGGGCUUGUUCCAAACAACUCAACAUCCUUCCUGGGACAACUUCAGUGUUAUCCAACAAGCAGCUGUCAUGGUGAAUGAUGUACCUGCAGCUCAUCAGAAUAUGGAGUUUCAAAAUCCAAUUCAACAAAGCCAGCAGGAUAAUUACAUGAACAUUUCUCAGACCAGCUGUGAUGAAGCCAAUUUUCUUGUGCCACAAAAUGCACUGGAUCACAGGUUGCAGAGCUCUUUAACUCGUGAUGAUUAUGACAUGCUCUCCUCUCAGCACUACACCUGGCCUCAUGACAGAAUUCAACAGCAGUCCAAUCCAGGUCAUGCAACUGAUAAAGUCAUAACCAGCAGAUAUUCUGAAAGCCGUAACCAAGAAACAAAAAAGUUUGCAGUGAGAAAGUACAUCCAGAAAAGAAAAAAGAAAAUCACAAAAGAGCUGAACAUGAAACAUGUAACCAAAAAAUGGAUGGAGAGGAAACCUAAAGUUGAGGCUGAGACCCAGAACAUGGCCUCAGAAGUUGUACAGAAUAGUUUGCUUGCUGAUGAAGCUGAUAAGCUCAAUGUUAAACUGACAACAUUUUUCAAUAAGCUUAAAAGUAAAAUGAGCUCAGACCCUAAAAUAUUUGUUCCUGCUGUACGAAGUUUUAUCCUAGCUACUGAGAAUGCUUCAGAUGACAGUGAACUAGUCAGCUUUCUUAAAGACUUUAAGAAAACGGAGGAAAAUAUUUUAAAAAGUCUACAGCAGUAUAAACUGGACAGUACCAGAAGCUGUAGUUCACAAACCUCACUGUGUGGCCCUGUGGUGAAGCUGUACAAAAUAAAGCCUGAAUCAAAAAACAAAUUGAAAGGUAGAGCAGAUACCAAAGUUGGUACUCAGAAGAGAUGUAAAUCAAAUUUAGCUUUAAAAGACUUAACAGAAAAAACAGACUGUUCCAACAGAUUCAAGAAUACUCUGCAAUCAUCCAAUGGAAAAAGUAAACCUUUAUUUAUAGUUGAAGAUUUGAACUUUUGCUCAGGAAAUCUUUCAAGUUGCACACAAGCCAAAAAUUUAAAUCUGGGAACCAGCCCUGUGCACAAGGAAUAUGUUAUUCAGUCUAGCAGACUUUCCAAUGGUCUCAACAAAUCUGAAUGGCAGUCAAAUGAUUUGAUCAUUGGUUCAGACUUAAAGUAAAACUUCUGAUAGAAAUUUGUCUUCCAUGGAAAUAAGUUAUGGGUCUUUAUGAACAUUCUAUGAAACCAGAAGGUACAGUUUCUUGUGAUUAUAUUGAUUACAAUCGUAGGUAACAAUUAUGACAUUUUUUUUUAACCUUCUCUGGAUCAAUAAAAAUUGAGGACUAUUUUUUUUUCAUAUUUGAGUAUUCAAAUCUUUCUAAGUGCUUACUUUAGAAAAAAAGAAUGUGAACAAUUGGCUUUUGAUUUAAAAUAUUAUUCAAGAGUGUUGUCACAAAAAUUUCCUUUGAAUUACGGCAUGUGAAAUCACAAAUAUCUUUCAUUUAUUUUAAAUAAGACUUAUGGAGAUUAAAUUCUAGAUUUCUUAUUGCUUAAGUUAAGGCCACUUGGUUUCUUUUGCUCUCUGCAAGGUUUCUAGCAUAGUCUGUCUCCAUGCUGUUCGAUCUUGUGCUAUUACCUCUCACAUACUUUCACUGAUACUUCUCAGACCUCACUUGCAGACAUGUCUGUAGGCUAGUCUUGGGCUGCCCUUGGGUCUGACUCCCACUGCAAGCUCAGCAUAGAGGAUGUCCCAUGGUAUUCUUCCACCUGGCUUGUGUGUGACAUGUCCAAGCCAAUGUAGUCUUCUUUGUACCACAUAGUGUAUUGCCCAAUUUUAAAGUCCUUAUUGGAAACAUGAUCUCGCCAGGAGAUGCACUGCAAGUGAAAACUAUUUAAUCUGUGUGUGCUCUUGAUGCAUGUAUGUUGCCCAGCUCUCAUCAUAAAGAAAAGUGCUCACUAGACAGGCGUUGUAGACUAGCAAUUUGGUUAACAUAGUCAAUUUGGCAUUUUCCCAGACAGGCUUGAAGAGUUGUGACAUUGCUGCCGAAGCCUUUUCAAUCCUUUUUGUCAACUCAGCAUUUAAAUUUAGGUUGCUGGUAAUAGUUGAUUCCAGUUAGGUAAAUUGUUACACCUCUUACCUUAGGUAUUUCUGUGAUGUCUAGUGCCAGAAUUUUAGUCUUGGUCCCAGUUUCUGGUGCGAGAAAUGAGUAAAGUAUUUGAGAUAUACUAUUUUUUUGUUUAGAUGUAAUUUUAAAUUGAAUUUUUAAAAAUUUUGAUCUUAUUUUGAUGAUGAAUAAGAAAAUCAAGGUCACUGUGAUUGUGCUUGAUUUAUAAGAAAUAAAUACAGAUAUUGAAUUGCCUUUCUUUAUUUUUCAAAAUUUUCAAAUUAAUGAAUCUGUAUUUAGUUCUAUUUUAGAACUAUUGUUAUCUAAGUUAUGUACUUUUUUUUUUUGCUUUUAAUUAUGUCUGAUUUCUUUGUGCAAUAUUUUAUGAGGCUUUUUUAUUUAUUAAAAAAUGUCAUUUUACAUUGUUAUACAUUUGUUGAUUUAAAAUGUCAUUAUUUCAUAUAAGGGAUCAUUGAAUCCUAACAUUUAUUUUUUUUUAAGGCGAAUACUCUUUUUGGUUAUGCAUAUAAAGUUAUAAAGUGGCAGAAGGGUAGUGUUCAAAUAAAAAAUCUGAGAUUUAGCAACUGUUGACUCAAGUGCAAUUAUAAUCCUAGCUUUUAAAAAAAAAAACUAUCCCCAUAAAAGCUUGGAUGUCAUGUAACGGUGAUUACCUAUCAGUAUUUGUCCUCUAUACAUUAUGUUUAUCUACAGAUUUUAUACUUUCAUAUAUAGUACAACAUUUCACAGUACAUAUUAUUUAAAAAAUAAUAAUUUGAUCAAGCAUUGUAUUUUAAUUAUAUUUUACAUUUGUGUGGUGUUUAUUUUAGGAUGAUUAGAUUUGUUAAUUAGCAUUGCUCCUAAUUAACAGAUGAUAUAUUUUAUAUUUUACCUUCAUUCUUUUUUCUGUAUUUUUAAUGCCUGAUAUUAGCUGAAUAAAGUACCAACUAUAACUAUAAAAAAAUGACGUUCAAUUCAAAGAUCAUUGCUUGCUAAUGCCAAUUAUUUAAUUAGGAAUAAAAUUUUACGUCACAGAACCAGCAACCUAACAUUACAAAUAAAAAAGAGCACAAUUUGUUAACAUUUAACACAAACAAUAUGAUUUUUUUUUGGUCAAAACUAACAUGACAUAUGAAUAGAUUCAAAUCAAUUUUGUGGAGAACAAAUCAGUGUGUGACCUUCAGAGUUUUACGAUGAUCAUCAGGCAAAAUAAAAAUACUGCUUUCAACAAAGUAGAAAAAAAAAUUUACUAGCAGAAACAAGCAAAUCAAUUUGAUAAUUCAAAUAAACAAAAUACUAAAAUAAUUUACUACACAAAAAGCAAUAAUCAUUAAAACAACAGCAGUAACAAAAAAAAAAGUCAUUAUGUCAAUAAUGUAUUGUACAUCUUAAAUCAGGUUUUUUUUUUAAAUCUAGAAUAAGAAAAUUUUAGGAUACAUUGACAAAUGUCAGACCUGUUACAUACAUAAACUAUUAGGUAUUUGUUGGUGUAUUGACUAAUUGGACCUUGUGAUAUGGUUAACAUACUUAUGUAACACACACCCAGUUGUUUUAAAGUACAUUUUCGGUCAUAGCAAGAAAUAUGUGUUCUAUCAAAGAUGGCGAAACAUCCAAAUGAAGUUUUUAUAUCCUCAGGAGCUAGAGUGUGAUUUCUGUGUACAUUUUAGUGUAAUCAUUUACCAGCUCUUAAUUCUUAAAGAGGUUACAAUGCACUACAGUUUAAAUUAAAAUUUAGGUUUAAAACAAAGCCUAUGAUAAUACAGUAAGAAAAGUAAUAUAUUUACUUGUGUGUUUUAUUUAGUAUAUGACAUGAGAAGUCAAAUGUGACAUUAGGGAUUCAUUGCACUCAACCAUGAGAUUAUAAACAUCAGUUGUAAGCAUUAGGUCAUAAACAAAAAAAAUAUCUGAUUGACUUCAUGUAUCGAUUAAAGUAUUUUAUAUCAAGUCCUCCAGCUGGACAAGUGCUGAGGACACUCACCCAGUCUUCAACAAUGUCUGCAGUCACAAGGGAGACUUGGGUGACAUAAAAUAUUGAAAUUCAACACAGACACUCUGUCACUCACAAGCUCUCCUUAUUUUUAAAUAGACAUUCCUUCAAGAUAGCUCCUUUAAUAUAAUUAUGUCUUUUGUGUAUUCAUGUUGUGAUUGUUAAUUAGCGACAUGACUCUGCUAAGUCAUUGCUUUUCCUGGCUGAUUCGGGCAGCCCAUUCCAGCUCUAAUGGCACUAGGGAAGAAGGAGCACUUGUUCAAAUUCGUCCUAGCUUAUAAAUAAGAAAUGUGCUUCUAUCUUUGUGUCUCAAAGAAUUUUUAAGAUUUUGUCUGACUGUAUUAUUUAAAUUUAUUAAAAUGAACCUCUAAAGUAACUGUAGACCCUCAAAAAAAACAUUAUAUUUAGUUAAAAAGAAACACAAUGUUUUCAACUGAGCAGUUUAAAAAAAAAUGUAUAUACAACUACAUAUAAACAAAGGCAACUUGAAAAUAAUAGAUAAAUUCAAGUAAUAUUAGAUUGACAAUAAAGGAAAAUUGCACAAAUAGGAUGGCUCACAAAUAACAAUAAUGCUAUGACAAUGACACAUUAAAAGUAACAUUCAUCCAAGAUGAGCACUAGGUUGUCAAGUCAAUGGUUUUAAUACAAUCCUUUUCUUGGCUACACUAGAAAUAUAUUUCUAUGAACAGAAUGUUUAACUAAGACAUUAUUAAUUUUCUUAAUUCGCAUCCAGAAACCUUUUGGAAUUCUCUUUCUUUUUAAUCUUGUGAGAUUAAAUCCACAAACAUAUACAGAAGCAGAAAUGUUCACUUUAGAUCUGACUGAAAAAUGGAAAGCAGUUUACAUGGCAUAGGAAAUGAUAUUUUACUUGUGAGUGAAAUCCAUUUAAAAAAAUAAAUAAUUAGUAAAUGCAGGAGAAACAAGUUUAAAUAUCCCAUGAGGAUGAGGUACAAACAUACAGUGAGAUACAGUGCUUUCCAGAAUACCAUUACUUGGACAUAAUCAUUUUGUCACAAUUACUUGACAAGUGUAGUUAAUACACCAAAUUAAUUAGUACUAACUCUAUAUUCACUUGAAGAAACAAACAAAAAAAGGCAGCUACUGAUUGUAAGCAACAAUCACGUCCAAAUUAGACCUCAUUGAAAAGUUAUGGAGAUAGCAGAAUUCAAAUGAAUAAAAUGAAAGAAAUACUCUUGUGUUUUUAACCUGUCCUGGUCAAAGGCUUAAACAAAACAUUACAGACAUUCCAUUAACUUUUCUUUAAUAAACUUUUUUUUUUAACUGGAUGUCCUAUUAUUUAUGAGAUGUCUGUAUAUUUACUGAUGGUUUGCAACUUUGCUAUUAGAUUCAAUAGGUUUUUUAAUUGUGCAUACCUGAC
Messenger RNA from Biomphalaria glabrata, 6951 nucleotides. RefSeq lists its product as uncharacterized. The record is from RefSeq and is a predicted model, not a curated record. The coding region runs from base 508 to 2664 and encodes 718 amino acids. Lineage: Eukaryota; Metazoa; Mollusca; Gastropoda; Planorbidae. The transcript has 5 exons.